Molecule: messenger RNA, 2958 nt
Organism: Ceutorhynchus assimilis (cabbage seed weevil)
Lineage: Eukaryota; Metazoa; Arthropoda; Insecta; Coleoptera; Curculionidae
Source: the annotation of a GenBank genome assembly
AAUUUUUCCUGUAACUGAAUUACAUGCGGUUGGAUAGUUAGCAGUUUGUGCUAUUCAGUUCAGUUCCGUUUAGUGAGCUAGUUUGAACGUUUACUAACAAGUUUAAAUUAAUAUGGCUUGUCCUGUAAAACAUUACGAUGCAGCUCAAGAUGGAGAACAAUUGGACGACGAAGCAGGUAUGCUCUAUGGAGAAUACCUGAUGCUGGAUAAAAUACUCCAGGCUCAAAGAUUACUCAGCGAAGAAAGUAACAAAGCUGUGCACGAUGAACAUCUUUUCAUUAUCACUCAUCAAGCUUACGAACUUUGGUUCAAGCAAAUAAUAUUUGAACUGGACUCGAUCCGAGACAUUUUCGGAGUGGUUUUAGAGGAAAUUCAAACCCUGGAAAUUUUAAAACGAUUAAAUCGAAUUGUAUUAAUUCUAAAGGUUCUCGUAGAUCAAGUUAUGAUUCUAGAAACUAUGACUCCGCUGGAUUUUAUGGAGUUCAGAAACUACUUGAGGCCGGCAUCGGGAUUUCAAAGUUUGCAAUUUCGCCUUUUGGAAAAUAAGCUGGGCGUGAAAGCGGACAAUCGCGUCAAGUACAACAAGAAUUACACUAAAGUCUUUGGAAAUGAUGAGGAAGCUCUUAAUAAAAUCGAAGAAUCCGAAAAUCAACCCUCCCUUGCCAUACUAGUUGAAAGAUGGUUGGAACGGACUCCAGGCUUGGAAGUAGAAGGAUUUAAUUUUUGGGGCAAAUACGAAAAUGCCGUAAACUUAUUGUUGGAAGAACAAAAACAAAAUGCUUUGAAUGAACCCAUUGAAUCACUGAAGCAAUAUCGUCUAAACGAUUUAGAAAAAAGGCGCGAAGUGUACGAGUCUAUUUUCAGUUCGGAAAUUCACCAAGCUCUAUUGAAUCGCGGCGAAAGAAGAUUUUCACAUAAAGCUUUCCAAGGUGCCAUUCUAAUCACAUUUUACAGAGACGAACCCAGAUUCAAUCAGCCAUUUCAAAUUUUGAAUCUUCUCAUGGAUAUUGAUUCUUUAAUUACCAAAUGGAGAUAUAAUCAUGUGCUUAUGGUACAACGAAUGAUUGGUUCUUCACAACUUGGUACAGGAGGUUCUUCUGGUUAUCAGUAUUUACGCUCAACUUUAAGUGAUCGCUAUAAAGUUUUUGUGGACCUUUUCAAUUUGUCCACCUUCCUGAUUCCGAGAUCCUACAUUCCACGGCUCAGUCCGGACAUGCGCAGCAAAUUGUGCAUGUGGAGUAACGGCGUCGAGCCGAACGGAGUUACCGGAAACGGAAAAUGCGGUCUGGAAAUUGAAGAUAAUGGAUUUGAAGAAGAUAUUGUAUGACUUUAGAAAACAAAAAGAUUACCUAUAUCUGAAGUCAAAUCUUUUUUUAAUAAAAUGAUCGAUUAUAUUGGGAUGAAUAAUAGGUAUCUACACAUAUUAGGUUGUAAUUAAUCUUAUUAGGAAUGAGAAGACCAUUUGAUUUAGGGGGAAAUAAAAAGGUGAACUUAUAUGAAUAGAUUUUUCCACCAGAACUUUAAUAUUGGAUCAAAUAAUAAUAAUUAUGAAUGAAAUAAGUUAUUGUUUUACAAAUAUGGGAAUAUCUAUUAACUUUGCCUGAUCAUGAUUAGCUUGGCAGGUUAACUAGGCUUUAAAUAAAAUGAAUGUGUGUAUCCCUUAGAAAAUUAUGUAAUUAUUAUUUUGUAAGUUUAACAUUAAUUGAUUUUAAGGAAAUAUUUGUUAGUUAUAUUAAAAAAUUCCCAAAAACAAGAUGUUUAAUAUCAAAAUUUGACUCAUAUAAUAAUGUUUUUUAUUGGCAUCACGUGUUAAACAUUUCGUCAUAAAAAUGUUAUGUUUACGUAUAUUUUUUUUCCCACAUAAUAACAAGAAUAAUAAUGUCGUAAACGAUGAUUUACAACGAAGUAAAAGUACUAAUUUCUUAUUUAUAUUUCUUCAUUUCCGCUUAUCAUUUUUAUUAAAGUUUGCACCGCAAUUUUUGGCAGUUACCCAAUUUACAAGAGAUGCCUCCUUUGGGGUCUGUUCAUCAUCAAUCUGCUUUUAUCGGAACGACGUUUAUUUCCUCUGCGCUGCAGAAACGGUUUUGAGAUUAAUUGUUUUCAAUAAAUUCACUUUUCUGAUUUGUAACUUUUUACGUGGAUUUCUACGAUAAAUUAUAUUAUGUAAGAAUUUUGAGUCACUAUACAUCAUUUAUCUAAUUGAUCUUUCUAUAUUGAGGCUUGAAUGAUUACUUAUUAGAACUGUUUGAUUUCCCUGACGUCAUUUUUUCGUAAAUUUUUGAAGACCCAUAACUUUUUGUCUAUUAGAUAUAGAUAGAUAGCUGAAAUUUCCACCGAGUCUUAUCCCAGUGGGGGACUACAAUCCCUGAAAAUUUCAGCUCAUUUGAACUUAUAGUUCCAGAAAUAAAAUCGUGUUAAGCAGUUUGGGGUGAUCUAUAAACUUCCCAAGGAUCCCAAAGGACCAUUAAGACAAAAUCUCAACAAAAAAAAAUUGAAAUUUCAUCGUUUCAGUUAGAACGUAGCUUAGGUAUUUACCUUAUGAUUUAGAUUUUGGAAAACUUUGAUAAGUCAUAGCUUUUUUUCUAUUAAAGAGAGCUGAAAUUUUUAACGAUCCUUAUCCCAGUAGAGGACUACAAUCCCUAAAAAUUUCAACUCAUUUGGACUUAUAGUUCCAGAAAUAAAAUCGUGUUAAAUCAUUUAAACACAAAAUCUCAACACAAAAAAUUUCAUCAUUUAGUCCCAAACUUUGAACACACCAUAACUUUUUUUCCAUUAUAUACGAUUAUAUGAUAGAAAGCUGAAAUUUUCAGCGAUAAUUAUCCUAAUUUCAGCUCAUUUGGACUUAUAGUUCCUAAGAAAAGAAACAGAAUUAAAAAAAAUGCAAAUUUUUGAGAUUUUAUUUAUUUAUUUAUGUUUAAGUGCACUCUAUAGAACAAAUUUCUAAAUGGUAUACUGAAG